CAGCAUUGUAGUGGGCGUGGCUUUGAGAAGCUCAAGGAGAGCAGGAGGCGCCUGCGGCGAGUCUCCUGCGAGGUGGCUUCCCAUCUGUAGCAAUGUCCAGUGCCAUAAAAGAAAGGAUUCAGCUUCAGAUGACCGAACUAGAAAUGCUUUUUUCCAUGUUUCCUCAUAAAGGAGAAAUCACUCUUCACGAUGAACAUACUUUCAGUAACAUUCAGAAAUAUUUGAACAAUACAGAAGAUCAAAACACCCCACACGUUAUUGAAUAUUCAGUUUCCGUUACUAUUGACGCACCACAGGUAAAAGUGAAUUUGCAAGUUACUUUACCUCAUGACUACCCCUAUAUGGCACCACAGCUUUUUGCAAGAUCGGAUGCGCUAGAUAGGCAGCAACAAUUUCAGCUCAAUCAGGAUCUCACUUCUUAUAUUACUUCCUUAGAUCUAGGAGAACUUUGCAUAUACACAGCAGUUCAGUGGUUGCAAGACAACAGCAUUUCGUAUAUACAAAACAGCAAACUCUCCUCUGAAAGUGUUCCAGAUGCAAAAACAGUUAAAUCAUUAUUUAACCGGAUGUGGAUUUACAGCCACCACAUAUAUAGACAAGAACUAAGGAAAAAGAUAUUUGACUGUGCCAAGAAAUUAAACUUGACUGGUUUCUGUCUAACUGGGAAGCCUGGGAUCAUUUGUGUGGAGGGUAUCAAAGAAAACUGUGAAGAGUUUUGGCAUGAUGUUAGAUAUCCCAACUGGAAACACAUUUCCUGCAAACAUGUUGAAAGUGGGGAGACCGAGGCAAAUGUGGACGAUCUACGACUCUUCCAAUCUUUUGAAGAUUUGCAAUUUCAAGCCCAUGGUGAUUAUGGACUGAGGAAUGACUAUCACAUGGACCUGGGUCAGUUCCUAGAGUUUCUGAAGGCACAUCAGAGUGAACACGUGUUUCAGAUUUUGUUUGGUGUUGAAGGCAAAUGUUCUGAAAACUAACAAACAAAACUGUUGUUAUUUUUUCUAUUAAUAAAAAUUAAAAGCAA
This is a messenger RNA of Anolis sagrei ordinatus, 1021 nucleotides long. It is a transcript of the gene RWDD2A, whose product is annotated as RWD domain containing 2A. The record is from RefSeq and is a predicted model, not a curated record. NCBI's taxonomy places the organism in Eukaryota, Metazoa, Chordata, Lepidosauria, Squamata, Anolidae. Gene Ontology annotation, molecular function: protein binding.